CAUAUGUUCAGCUCAGCGCCCGAGGAGUCACAUGACCACCGCCGUCCACGCAGUGCGGAGCGCGAGCGCUGCGGAGUCUACGAAGUUUGUUUUAUAGAAAAUAAGUUAUUAAACCUCGGCCUACAAAGAAAUAUCAUGGCGGCCACAUCGUUUGUGAUAGCCGUGUCGGUUAUGACUCUGUUUUGGGGUCUUAUUGGUGGAGUUAUUCCCUGGUUUAUCCCUAAAGGACCGAAUCGAGGAGUCAUUGUGACAAUGCUGGUGCUAACCGCAGUCUGUUGCUACCUUUUCUGGCUGAUUGCUAUUCUGUCACAGCUGAAUCCGUUGUUUGGACCAAUACUGACCAACGAUACCAUCUGGUACCUCAACCAACACUGGCAGUAGGGUCCGAUUGUUGAACAAAGCAGAUGCCGGAAAUUUGUAAAUUGCCAAAACCCUCAAGAAACCCUAUUUAAAGCUUUACAUGCUGUUCUCUUACUCAAAGAAUGACCACAGUGACUGUUUGUGUUGUUUUUAUUAAUUUGAUCUCAUCUUUGUGGAAAAAUGCAAUUAAAUAGUGUUUUUGUCUUUGUGUGUGUGUGUAUGUAUAUCAUCUUUGCCUAUGUAUAGUUUGAGUUGAAUGACCUAGUAUUGUUGAACAAAUUAACUAGUCCCAUUCAAAUGUAUGAUUUCGAAUGUCAAAUAAAAUUAAGAGUGAGAAUGAA
Puntigrus tetrazona (Sumatra barb) is the source of this 701-nucleotide messenger RNA. RefSeq names its product ATPase H+ transporting V0 subunit e1 (gene atp6v0e1). The record is from RefSeq and is a predicted model, not a curated record. Lineage: Eukaryota; Metazoa; Chordata; Actinopteri; Cypriniformes; Cyprinidae. The transcript is spliced from 4 exons. Gene Ontology annotation, molecular function: proton-transporting ATPase activity, rotational mechanism. Bases 4 to 381 code for a protein of 125 amino acids. Gene Ontology annotation, cellular component: proton-transporting V-type ATPase, V0 domain. Gene Ontology annotation, biological process: proton transmembrane transport.